UUAACUACGUGGCCCAUUUCAUUUUGGGGAAGAACAUUAAUAAAGAAGAUCUGAUUCCUCUUAUGAUUUCAUCGUCGUCUUCCCCAAAUUAGGGUUUUCUGGGAUUAGGUUAUUAAAUUAUGCGAGGCGGUGGUAGGAGAAGAUCGAACGGUGGUGGUGGUGGUUCUGGAAAAAGCAAAUCUAAAUCUCCGGGACAGAGCACGAGAACCAAUUUUAAUUCCCCGGCGGGGUCUUCCUCAGGCGGUCGUCGCCGACGUCAGAAUAAUACUACUCUGUUUGUAGAAGGAGGCAUUCUCUCCGAUUACCGAAGAGAUGCUGAUUUUUCGACGCCAUCUCGAGGAGGAAGCUCGUCGAGAAAGGGGUCGAAUCUUAGAAGCACAGAUCGUGUGAAUGCUUCUGCUUCCACCAGUGGUCCAAGGAAAUGCAGUGGUAAUGCUUUUGUGUAUCAGUAUCCUCCUGUCGAAUUUGAGGAAGGGUUGGACCGAAGAUCAGGCGUAGAAGUUGAUCAGAUGGAUGAUUCAAAUCCUAUAGUGUUGGGGAAGUCAGAGGGGACUCAGAUUGUUGCAUUUCUGGAUCAGACGCCUUCUUCUUCGAAAGGGACUAAGGUAAAUUAUGAUUACCUAUACGAACCGAGUUUUGUUUUAGGUGAUGAGUCUCAUAGAGGGUUGGGAUUUUGUGAUGAUUCUGAUGCUGGACCAAGUGGUAGCCUUUCUAUUCCAAAGGCAUCGGAAGAUCAAGGUGGUUCAUUUUCCCAUGAGGAGGAGGUUGAUACUGGUGCAAAUGAAGAUGAAGUGAUGCCUGACGUUGUGAAAACACCUAAAAGGAAUUUGGGUUUCAUUUCUAUUGGAGGGAUGAAAUUAUACACUGAAGAUAUAUCUGGUGAAGAGAGUGAUGGAGAAGAAGGGUCCAAUGAUGAUGAUGAUUCUGGAGAUGAAGGCAGCACUGGCUCUUCUGAAUCAUCUCAGAGUGACAGCUCGGAAGACAUGUUUGGAAGUAAUUCCGAGAUUGAUGAUGCUGUUGCAAAGGAUUACUUGGAAGGUAUUGGUGGCAGUGAGAUUAUGUUGGAUGCUCAUUGGUUGGCUGAACAAUCAUUGGAUAAAUUGGAUUUGUCAAGUUCUGAUAGUUCUUCAAGUGAUUCUUCUGAUCGAAAGACAAGAAAGUUGACGGGUAUUGGUCUGCAAAAAGCUUCGAUGGAAUAUGGUAAGAAGACGACGACAAGAAGCCGUUUCUCGGGGCAGGGUAAGUCUACUCAUCCAUUUACAAUGGAUGAUCUUAUGUUUGUGAAAGAUCCAAGAAGUCUUUCGGGGAAGAAGAAUAAGAAGAAAGAGGUGGCUAAGUUUCCCCAGUCUUGGCCUUCAGGGACACAAAAGAGCAAGAAGUCCCGUAAUUUUCCUGGUGAGAAGAAGAAACACCGCAAAGAAUACAUUGCUGUGAAGCGCCGUGAGAGAAUGUUGCAGCGUGGUGUUGACCUUACUGAUAUUAACUCUCAAUUAGAGAGUUUUGUUCUGGAAAAUGUGGACAUGCACUGUUUCCAGUGUAUGCAUAAUCGAGAUUGCUCUCAGGUAAGACGAUUAGCAGAUGUAUACCGCUUAUCAAGUAGUUGCAGUGGUUCUGGAAAGAAAAGCUUCGUGACAGUGACUCGAACAUAUCAGACAUGUAUGCCAUCUGCCAGCGAUAAACUUCGCAUCGCGAAGCUAAUAGGAGCAGGAUAUGAGGAUGAUGAUUUUGCUGUCGGUGGAGGGGUAAAAGGGAAAUCUGGAAGUUUAGAUAGGAAGAAAGCAAAAGACUCAGCCAAAAAGCGAACUACUAGAGAGGAACGGGAGAGAAACCAAAGCAACGGGAAGAAGAGUUCAUAUGCUGAUCAACCUGUAUCAUUUGUGUCAAGUGGCGUAAUCGAUUCUGAGAUAGCUGUUGCAAAUACCUCUGGUGCAAAAGAUGCAAAACAGGUAGCUGAAACUACUCCGGGAACCUCUAAUGGAGCAGACAUUGGAGCAUUCGAGGUACACACCAGAGGCUUUGGAUCCAAAAUGAUGGCGAAAAUGGGAUUCAUAGAUGGAGGUGGUCUAGGAAAGGAUGGUAAGGGGAUUUCACAGCCAAUAGAAGCUGUUCAACGUCCAAAAUCUCUUGGCUUAGGUUUGGAUUUCUCUAUUGACACUGAAGACACGAGUCCGUCAAGUAAUAACAACGCAAAACGGAACAGAUCUUCUUCCUCUGGCAAACAUGCAAAACACAUUUCCCAUGACAAUGGUGCCUCUAGUUCCGGAAGAAUUAGAGACAAAAGAUUAGGAGCCUUUGAGCAGCACACAACUGGUUUUGGGUCGAGGAUGAUGGCGAGAAUGGGUUUUGUCGAAGGCUCGGGUUUGGGAAGAGAGUCACAAGGCAUAGUCAAUCCGCUGGUCGCCGUCAGACGUCCCAGAGUACGUGGAAUAGGCGCUGAAGGCUAAUGAUUUGAAGUAUUUAACGUUCAAAGCUGGAACAAGAACCCGAAUAGAUUCAUAUCGUUUUAAGCAUGUUCUUCUUCAAUCUUCAACAUGUAGCCUACUAUGUUCAAUUAUGUUUAAGACUUUGGGAGCAGCAUUUGUUGUUAUCUUGACAUCAGUGUUGUUGAUUAAUAAAGCAUCCUUUACCCUCUA
This is a messenger RNA of Capsella rubella, 2633 nucleotides long. RefSeq lists its product as uncharacterized. The record is from RefSeq and is a predicted model, not a curated record. Lineage: Eukaryota; Viridiplantae; Streptophyta; Magnoliopsida; Brassicales; Brassicaceae. Gene Ontology annotation, molecular function: nucleic acid binding. Bases 120 to 2444 code for a protein of 774 amino acids. The transcript has a single exon.